Molecule: messenger RNA, 1625 nt
Organism: Lobosporangium transversale
Lineage: Eukaryota; Fungi; Mortierellomycota; Mortierellomycetes; Mortierellales; Mortierellaceae
Product: ATP-dependent RNA helicase DBP5
Exons: 9
Coding region: 133-1524 (463 amino acids)
Biological process (GO): poly(A)+ mRNA export from nucleus
Cellular component (GO): nucleus; cytoplasmic stress granule
Molecular function (GO): RNA helicase activity; RNA binding; ATP binding
Source: RefSeq, a predicted model, not a curated record
AACUCUUUUCUUUCGAGCACCUCCAUCAACUGCAUUUUUUACUCCUCUACUCUGUUGCAUCGUUGCAUCAAAGAGCUUGCAGGAACAGUCAUUAGUAUCUACAGUCUCAACCUUUAAACCCACAUUCCAACUAUGGCUUCCUCUGCACCAGAUGAGACAUCUGCAGAAGCCCUGUCCACAAAGCUCGAGACAACACAGCUUGAGGCAUCACGCGAUGAUGGUGGUGAAGAGGUCCAGACUGCACAAGAAAGAGCUACCGAUUUGCUCGAGUCCUCAUAUAAUGUUGUAGUCAAGCUUGCGGAUCAACAGGCUGAUGUCAACUCUCCUCUUUAUUCUAUCAGCUCAUUUGAAGACCUUGGUUUGCACGAUGACUUGCUCAAAGGACUUUACAACAUGAAGUUUGCCAAGCCUUCCAAGAUCCAGGAGCGAGCAUUACCACUUUUGCUUCAAAACCCUCCACGUAACAUGAUCGCUCAGUCCCAGUCAGGAACAGGCAAAACAGCUGCUUUUGCUCUCACUAUUCUUAGCAGAAUCAACUAUGAUCUUAAAGCUCCUCAGGCUUUGGUUCUUUCGCCUUCGCGUGAAUUGGCACGCCAGACCAUGGAGGUUAUUCAAGAGAUGGGUAAAUUUACGCAAGUGACAUUAUUCCAAGCUAUCAAGGACGAGAAUACGCCGCCCAAGGUGACUGCCCAUGUUAUCGUUGGCACUCCGGGAACAGUGACGGAUUUGAUUAAGAGACGUGUCAUCGAUUCCAAGAAUAUUCGCCUCUAUGUUUUGGAUGAGGCAGAUAACAUGUUGGACUUGCAAGGCCUUGGUGAUCAGAGUCGUCAACUGAAGAGAUUUUUGCCCAGAGAUUGUCAGAUUGUGCUGUUCUCUGCAACAUGGGCUGACCGUGUUCGUAAAUUUGCAGAAGAGAUUGCGGUGAAUGCCAACCAGAUCACACUUAGACCUGAGGAGUUGUCGGUUGACGGUAUCAAACAAUUUUAUGUCGACUGCCGCGAUCAGACGAGGGGCAACAAGAAUAGAAAGUACGAUAUCCUUGUGGGGUUGUACUCAUUGUUGACUGUCAGUCAGAGUAUUAUUUUUGUAAAGAGACGUGAUACAGCCGAUGAGAUUGCACAAAAGAUGUCGGAAAAGCAUCAUGCGGUAGUUUCUUUGCAUGGAAAAUUGGAAGCAACUCAGCGUGAUGAAGUGAUUGAUUCUUUCCGUGCAGGAAAGUCCAAGGUUCUUAUUACGACCAACGUUAUUGCCCGAGGCAUCGAUAUUGCCAAUGUGAACAUGGUUGUUAAUUAUGACAUGCCUACGGACCAGUAUGGAAGACCGGACCCUGAAACGUACCUUCAUCGUAUUGGACGCACUGGUCGUUUCGGUCGCACAGGAGUGUCGGUCAACUUUAUCCAUGAUGACAAGAGUAUGGAGGUGAUGAGAGAGAUUGAGGGUCAUUUUGAUCGUAGGAUGAUCCAACUACCAGAAGAUUUGGAUGAAGCUGAAGAGAUUAUCAAGAAGGCCAUGAAGGCACCAUAAAAUCGAUCGAUUGUUAGAGUUUUGCAGGAUUGUUUAGAUAUUUUUUUUUUAUUUUAUUUGAAUAAAAAAGAUCGAAUAGCUUUAUAGCUUUUUUUAUUUUU